Messenger RNA from Hibiscus syriacus, 605 nucleotides. RefSeq lists its product as uncharacterized. The transcript has a single exon. NCBI's taxonomy places the organism in Eukaryota, Viridiplantae, Streptophyta, Magnoliopsida, Malvales, Malvaceae. The coding region runs from base 16 to 501 and encodes 161 amino acids. The record is from RefSeq and is a predicted model, not a curated record.
UUUUUCUGAUGUGGCAUGUACAAAAAGGGCGGAAUAAUGAACACCAAAACGGUGCGGUUACCACCACGUCGGGUUUCCAUGCCCACCAACAAGCGCAAACAGAGAGACGAUUUUGACCUAAAACGAUUAAACCCCCCACUCAUGAAGUUACCCAAGCCGGCUCUCCCUUUAGCCUGCUCCGACAAAGCCACCCAGCCGGCUCUCUCCAACCAGCUUCUGGCUGGAUACCUGGCUCACGAAUACCUCACUCGUGGGACGCUGUUCGGCCAAACGUGGGUCCCGGCUCGACCGCCACAAACGGCCGCCGAAUCCGGGAGGGGAAUCCGAGAAGACUUGGAUCUAAACGAGAGAUCCGUACCCGGAAAAGCCAAGCGUGAGCCGGAGCCGAGGGAGGAGAAGCGCCGAAGGUACGUUGAAGUGGCUAGCUUGCUGAAGACAGAUGGGGCACACAUACCGGGCAUCAUUAACCCAAGCCAGCUCUCUCGUUUCUUACAGAUGUGAGGUUGUUUUCUUACUCGUGGAGACACCUCAUUGGCCACAAUUUUUCAUUAUCUUUUUAAAUAUUUUUUAGACGUAUUUUUAUCCUUUUUCUCCUCGCUUCUGCU